CCUCCUCCCUCCAAUCCAAGUGAAAACGGUUCCCCUUGUCCGCCACAGCUUUCUCCCCUCCCCAUCGCAUCCCCUCAUCCAAACCCUUAGCCCGCCUCGCUUCUUCGGCUCUCCACCUUAUCCAAACCCUAGCCCGCCCCGAUCCACAUCCACGGGUUCGCCGCAAGCGAUGGCGGCGCCGGAGAUCACUCCUCCUCCUCCAGUCUUUGGGGUUUCGUCUGUACCCGUUCGCACGGGCCAGCGAGAUCUGGAGGAUGCCCUAGCAGGUUCUCUUACGGGCGGUAACUUGCUGCCGUGGGGGGACGUGCUCCUCGCGGUCUCCAGAUCCGCCGCCCUCUCCAGCGCGGACACAUCUCCGCCCGACGGGGUUGCCGAUGAUGUUCCCGCGGCUGGCGCGCCCCCGCCAUGCCUCCGCCACGUCGACCUCCAGGAGGGGCAUCUGGCCGAGGGGGACUCGCUACAUGUCUGCGUCGACCUCCAGGAGGGACAUCUGCCCGAGGGGGACGCGCUCCAGGCCUGCUUCCGCGGCGGCCGCGUCGACCUCCAGGAGGGACAUCUAUCCGAGGGGGGCGCGCUCCAGGCCUGCUUCCACACCCGCCCCGUCGACCUCCAGGAGGGACAUCUGCCCGAUGGGGACGCGCUCCAGGCCUGCUUCCGCAGCCGCCGCGCCGACCUCCAGGAGAGAACGCCCACAGAGGAGUCAGGUCCGAGUUCCAUACUUGCCAACAGUCACACCCGAGCACCGCAGAUGAGGUCACCAAUGGGAAACCUCCCUCACGAGCUUGUCGCUAAGAUUGCUAGAUUUGUCAUUACAUCCUCUAUCAGAAGCGCAAUUGCUAUGAAGCUAUGCUGCAAGUCUUGGAAUAAGUCUUUUGAAAUUAGUGGUCCAAUUCUUGUUCAUACUAGGAACCACCCCACAUGUCCAGCCAUCACGUUACUUAAGAUCCCUGCCCACCAGGGUCUGCAAGAACCAUUUAGAUUUGAGGUAGUUGACUGCUUGUGCCCACCUCCACAACAAAAUAUGUGUUGGGGCUCCAGUCAGGGUCUAUUGGCACUAAAAAAUGUAAGGAACAACAAGGUUUGUCUACAUUGUUUCACUUGUGGUUAUGGAAGAGACCUACCAGAUCCACCACAAGAGCACACUCCAAAGGGCAUAUACCUUCAGGGACUUUCUGUAUUUGCUGUCUUUACAGAAAAUGGUCAGUUACAAGUGGAACCUUGUGAUCUGGAGCUUGAUAGAACUCUCCUGUACCGUCUUCGCCUUCAUGUUGGUUCACAUGCUGAAGGAGGUUUGAUUGAUAGAGAGAUUGAUGGCGAGGAUGUGGAGCUUGGACUUUUUCUGAACUGGUGUUGGGAUUUAUACCCUGGAACAGAGGGCUUCGUUCCCAUGCGCUCAGUUAACUUUAUGACAGGAGUUACAUUUGCUGGUGCCACUGCUACCAACGAUCUCAUAUUAGACAGAAUCGGCAGACAACAACACCAACCCUUCAUAGUGAUAAGAUUAGCAGAGCAACUUCAUUUGGAUGCUUCGAUGGUUACUUGGAUGCAGAAUGGGCAACACAUAUUUUUGUGCGGGCCCUCAGCUUACUUUCUUAUCUUGACAAGAUCAAUCCUGAACAUAAAUGAGGUUGGUGUGCGCUGCUUUAGGAUUCAACAUAAGGGUGGUCGAGUUAACAUGGUGGAGGUGGAUUCCAUUGGACCUUACUCAGUGUAUCUUGGUGCAAACCAACCUCUGGUUCUUAAUUCAAUGGAUGGCUUGCUAGGACGUCGUCAGAAUACAGUAUAUGUUGAAGACAGUGAUGGUAUAGUUCGGACUUCAAGAGUGCUUGCAAUUGAUAUAGGGACGCAGGAGGUUUGGGAGAUACCAUUUCCAGAUGAUAUGGCCGUUGAACCAAUGGAUCCUCCAGCUUCGUGGACUGCUGUAUUUGAUGACAUCUGUCAUGUUGGAAUCGUUGGAUAGAUAGAUUUGCUACUGCGCAAGGGUUGCUGAGGUUUGAGGUGGAUGAUGUGUGGAAAGCUUCUAACUACUGCUGUUGGCGUACCACUGUUGUAUCAUCAGGAUAUGUUUUCAUAAUUGCCAUUGACGAUACUACUGCUGUGUCUGUGUGGUGCAAAUCUUGACGACCAUGUUCUUGUGUUGCUUUGCGGGGAUGCGCCAAGUCGUAUACUAGCUACAAGCUGUGGAGCGAUCUGAAUAUAGGAGUAUUGUUGCUUUGAUUCGACUCUCAACUUUGACUUGCCCUUAUUUGUUUCUUUCUGUAUGUAGCUUGCAGUGUACAGUCUUUGCGUUUUAAUGAAGGUUUUGGUAGCAAUCUCCCAUUCAAAAA
Molecule: messenger RNA, 2327 nt
Organism: Panicum virgatum (switchgrass)
Lineage: Eukaryota; Viridiplantae; Streptophyta; Magnoliopsida; Poales; Poaceae
Exons: 2
Coding region: 170-1960 (596 amino acids)
Source: RefSeq, a predicted model, not a curated record